This is a messenger RNA of Orbicella faveolata, 6185 nucleotides long. RefSeq names its product ATP-dependent chromatin remodeler CHD1-like. NCBI's taxonomy places the organism in Eukaryota, Metazoa, Cnidaria, Anthozoa, Scleractinia, Merulinidae. Gene Ontology annotation, biological process: nucleosome organization. The record is from RefSeq and is a predicted model, not a curated record. Gene Ontology annotation, cellular component: nucleus; chromatin. Gene Ontology annotation, molecular function: ATP hydrolysis activity; ATP-dependent chromatin remodeler activity; DNA binding.
CAUGCGCAAAUGGAUGGCAGCCCAGAAUGCAUUGCGUCGGCAGACAAAGACAAGCAGCGAGCAGGGAGCGGCACGUUUACCAAGAUGGAGUCAGAGAGGGAACAAACGAACUAAAUGGCGGAUAAUGAGUCCGAUAGCGACGAAGAAGUCGAUAUUCUUUCAAGUGUGGACGAUCGAAGAAGGCCUGUGAUGUUUGGAGAACAUUUUACACACCAUUUUCCUCAAGCUUCGUCCUUUUCGCUUGGACAUAUCGGAAGCCUUCGUGGAAGUACGGCAGUUUCGUUCCCUGAUCAACAACACAACACGAGACAGGACAGUGACUCUGGUUCUGAAGGUUCAGACAGCAGUCAGUCGGAAUCUGAGUCUGACGAUGAUGGAAAUGAACAGCAUGAGAUGCAGCGCCAUCAGCCACCUCCAUUAUCACACUACCAUCCAGCAAGCCAGAUGUUGUCACCUGGACAACUGCAGCACACCUUUAACAACAAUCCAACCACCCCAACGCAAAAGAAGAAGUUUGAAGAAAGGUUUUGGGAAGAAGAUCCAGAAACUUAUGGAGUCAGAAGAUCAGGAAGAUCAAGAAAGGAACCAGAAAGAUUUACUGUAAUACAAGAGGGAUCAGGUAGUGAGGAUGGAGAGAGGAGUGAAGGAAUGCCUAGAAAGAGGAAAGUGAGGUCCUCAGGAAGACAGAACAGAAGGAUUUCAUCCACAAGUGAAGACUGGUCAGUGGCAGAUGGCAAUGGUAGUGAAAGUGAAAGUAGCGACAACUACACUCCUGAACAGGAGGUCAGGAACAGACCGAGACCUGUGCCACGCGCUAAUGCAAGGGUGCCGCCAGUUGUACCCAAACCUAAGGAUUUUGUUCCUCGCAAGAAAGCUCCUGCACCCUCGCCACAGAAAGUUCCCAGUAGGAUAAAGAAGUUAGAGAGUGAGGAAUCUGAAGAGGAUGACGACAAUGAUUAUGAUGAUGAUGAUGAUGAUGAAAACAGCAGGAACUCCGUCAGAAGAGCUGCAGUAACUAUUUCAAGUUAUAAAGAAGAGAGUGAAGAUGGAACUGAUUCUGAUGACGUGAUUGAACACGAUUAUGAUGCCGCAGGAGAAUAUGUUGAAGAUGACAGGGAGUGCAUUGAGAAAGUACUGUACAGCCGUCUAGGCAGACUAGGAGAGAUUGGAGCAAUAACUACAGUCUACGCACCGGAGUACGAGGAAAUGAAGAAACGAGGAGAGCCUGGGCCAGGUGAACCUAGUGAAGUACAGUUCUUGAUUAAGUGGAAGGGCUGGUCACAUUUACAUAACACAUGGGAAACAGAAAAAAGCCUUACAGAUCAGAAUGUGAAGGGAAUGAAAAAACUGAGCAACUUAAUCAAGAGGGAGCAGGAUAUUGCAGCCUGGAAAAAGUUUGCUCUUCCAGAAGACAUUGAGUAUUUCAACAUUCAGUUACAAAUGAACUAUGAUCUCUUUGAUGAAUACAGAGAAGUUGAGAGAAUAACAGCUCAUACCAUGGUGAAAAAUCUCGACGAGAAAGGAAAUGUUGUGAAUCAAGUAGACUACCUAUGCAAAUGGCAGGGCUUACCAUAUGGCGAGAGCACAUGGGAAGACGGAGGACUAAUUUCCAGAUUUCAUCAACAGAAGGUUGAUGCUUAUCUCAACCGACAGCGAUCCGAAAAAAUCCCCAUUAAGAGUGCAAAAGUGCAUCGUCAGAGACCAAAGUUUGUUCCUAUAAAAAGACAGCCAUCCUUCCUUGGAAAUGAUGAACUUAUGCUAAGAGAUUAUCAACUUGAUGGGUUAAAUUGGCUUGUUAAUUCUUGGUGCAAAGGUCACUCGGUGAUUUUGGCAGAUGAAAUGGGUCUUGGUAAAACAAUUCAAGUUAUUUCCUUUCUAUCAUAUUUGUAUAAUGCUCAAUCCCUUUAUGGACCUUUCUUGUUGGUUGUGCCGUUGUCGACAAUGGCUGCUUGGCAGAGGGAAUUUGGCUUAUGGGCUGCAGAAAUGAAUGUGGUGGUUUAUUUAGGAGAUGUAACAAGUAGAAAUAAGAUCCGUGAAUAUGAAUGGUACCGUGCUAACAGCAAGUCAAUAAAAUUCAAUGCUCUUUUGACAACUUAUGAAAUCUUAUUAAAAGACAAGCAAACCUUAGGAACUGUUAAUUGGUGUUGUCUUGUUGUGGAUGAAGCUCACAGACUGAAGAAUGACGAUUCCCUGUUGUACAAAGCUCUCAUGGAAUUCAAUACCAAUCACAGAGUGCUAAUAACUGGCACUCCACUGCAGAACUCUCUUAAAGAACUCUGGGCAUUACUACAGUUCAUCAUGCCCAACAGGUUUUAUUCCUGGGAUGAGUUUGAGAGGAUGCAUGCCACUCAAGAGGAAAAAGAUAAAGGAUUUUCAACUCUUCAUAAAGAGCUGGAACCUUUCCUUUUAAGAAGAGUCAAGAAAGAUGUGGAGAAGUCCUUGCCAGCCAAGGUGGAACAGAUUUUGAGAGUGGAAAUGUCAUCAAUUCAGAAACAGUAUUAUAGGUGGAUCCUCACAAAAAACUUUGCAGCUUUAAACAAAGGUUUAAAAGGAAAUGCAAACAGCUUUUUAAACAUUGUGAUGGAGCUGAAGAAAUGUUGUAAUCAUGCUCAGCUGAUCAGGCCUGAUAAUUAUCAAACAACCACCGACCCUUUGCAGAACCUUAUCAGAGGUAGUGGCAAGCUAUUUUUGCUUGACAAGCUGCUGUGCAGGUUGAAGGAGACAGGCCACAGGGUCCUUAUCUUCUCGCAGAUGGUGCGUAUGCUGGACAUCUUAGCGGAGUAUCUUCAACAACGCCGUUUCCUCUUUCAGAGACUGGAUGGCUCCAUAAGAGGAGACUUGAGAAAGCAGGCUUUAGACCACUUUAAUGCUGAAGGGUCCGAGGAUUUCUGUUUCCUGUUGUCCACUCGUGCUGGGGGCCUGGGUAUUAACCUGGCCACAGCUGACACUGUCAUCAUUUUUGACUCAGACUGGAACCCCCAGAAUGACUUGCAAGCACAGGCUCGUGCACACAGAAUAGGACAGAGAAAUCAGGUCAGUAACUGGUUGGUAGUCAUGAAAUUCAAUGCCUGCAAGGUAGAGGGAAGAAGCAUCUUGGUGAAAUCCAAACCCCUGAGUACACCAUUUAAUAAAGAGGAGCUUGCAGCUAUCUUGAAAUUUGGAGCAGAAGAACUCUUUAAGGAAGGAGAUGGAGAGGAUACUCAACUUCAGGAAAUGGAUAUUGACGACAUCCUCAGAGGAGCGGAAACCAGGGAUUCAGAUGACCACCCACACACUAUAGGGGAAGAGCUACUGUCACAGUUCAAGGUUGCUAGUAUUGCCAUGGAUGCUGAUGAAGAUGAGGUUGCUGUUGUGAAUCAAGAGAGCAAAACAACAGAUGAAGGCAAAAGCUGGGCAGACAUAAUUCCUGAAACUGAGAGAAAAAAGCUGGAGGAGGAGGAAGAGCAGAAAAAACAGCUUGAGAUGUAUUUGCCACCACGAAACCGAAAAACUGUCAAAAAGAUGAAUUACGGCAAACCCAAUCACAGUGACAGUGAACAUGAGGAGAACUACAGGAAGAAAACAAGUCGAAAGAAAAAAUCUGAAUCGGAGAGUGACGACGAUUCUGGCGGGGAAGGCAAAGAAACAAAGAGAAAGCGAGGAAGGCCUCGGACCAUAAAGAGGGAAGAUGUUGAAGGCUUCAAUGACGCUGAAAUAAGAAGGUUUGUGAAAAGUUACAAGAAGUUUGGUAGACCAAGAACAAGACUUGACGCAAUCGCCGCUGAUGCUGAGCUGGAGGACAGACCCCAAGAAGAUCUGAGCAGACUGGCAGAUAUUCUGCACAAUGGCUGUGUGAGAGCGGUGGCUGAAUAUGAAGAAAAGCUCAAAGAAGAUCCCAACUUUGAUGGUAAAAAGCGUGGAGCCACUGUGCGACUCAGCAAUGUGACAGUCAAUGCGCCAUCAGUGUUGAAACAUGAAGAAGAACUUGAAUCACUGGCUGCCCUCAUGCCAGCGGACUAUGACGCCAGGAGAAAAUUCCGUCUGACAGCACCUGCCAAAAGUGUCCACUGGGGGGUCCCGUGGGAUGUUCCAGAUGAUUCAAUGUUACUCGUCGGCAUAUUUGAGUACGGAUUAGGAAGCUGGGAGGCAAUCAAAGCUGAUCAGAGCUUGGAAUUGUCAUCUAAGAUCCUCCCUCCUGGAACUUUGAAGCCGCAGGACAAACAUCUGCAGACAAGAGUGGAAUACUUGAUCAAAAUCCUGAAGCAAGCUGCUAUAGAAGACAAGGCAGAACAGCUUAGAAAGUCAUCACAAAUGCUCAAGUCAAAAAUUCGCCAACUUAAACAGAAAGAAACAAAGAAAGUUAAACAGCAUUCAGAUGAAUCGCUGAAUAAUAGCGCUGCGCCAUCGCCGAUGGAGGUGUUGUCCCCCCCUGAUGGAGUAGAGAAUAAAGAAGAUGGAGUCGCUCUUGAGGUGACUCAGGAGGGGCAGCAGGCAACAGAAGGGAAAAAGAAGAGAAAGGUUUCGAAAAAGAAGGAGGAUACCAAAGAUGAAGGAGAAAAGCCAAAGAGACCCAAGAAAGAGAAGAAGGAAGUUUCCAAAGAGAAGAAACAGGAACCAAAAGAAACCAUAGUUCCUGAAGAACCCUCUUCUCCUCAGAUUGAAGAAGAGAGUAAAACAGUCAAGGAAGAUCCCAAACCCAAGGGGUCUUAUGCCUUGGCCGAUAUGGAGAAGGCAACAUUUGAUGCGUGCAAGGAAAAGAUGCGCCCAGUGAAACGAGCGCUGAAAAUGCUCGAGAAUCCCGAAGAGAACACCAGUGAAAAGGAUCAAGUAACACAAACAAAACAGUGCUUGCUUAAAAUUGGAGAUCACAUCAUGGAAAUUACGUCUCAUUACAAAGACGCUGAUGUUAUUGCAGAUUGGAGAAACAAUCUUUGGACGUUUGUUUCAAAAUUCACGUCAUUUGAAGCUAAGAAACUCUUCAAGGUUUACAAGCACGCCGUGAAGAAAAGAGAGGAAUCAAAAUUACAAGAGCGUUCCCAGCACAAGCCGGCUCCUCAUUCACAGCGGCCACCUCAAGAUUCUUCAGGAGGGCCCCUCUCCAAAAAGCAUCCAGGCGAUCAUGCGCCUCAGCGGUCCAGCGAGCUGAAAAGACCAGCUGACGGCGUCGGCUCUUCUCACGUAGGGCCUGGGGGAAAGAUAGCCCGGAUGGACCGUACACACUCAGGGUCAAGUUCCCACAGUGGGGCACGGCAUUCUGGGAGCGGGGAUGGAUACGAUCCCCGUAGGUCCUCGUUCAGCCACUCGGAAAGAACUGGUGGAUCAAACAAGGACAGAUCACGUGACGGACACGACCACAGUCACAGAUACCACGAUUCACACCGCGACAGGCCUUCGUAUCACUCCUCCGACUACUCCCGAACACACGACAGAUCCUCGGAUCACAGUCGCUCCCAUGACCAACACUCGCGAUCUUCCUACGAGAGGAGCUCGGAUCACCACUCCCGAUCUUUCGAGAAAGGUCGAGACCGGAGAGACGACCAUCACCGAAGUAGCGCUCGGGAUUAUUCGUCUGAAAGUCGGUACCAUUCGCACCGCGAUCGGAACAGCGAUUCAACGUCUCGUCAUGCAAAUCCGUCGAGUUCGCCCAAGUCCGGCGUUGUACACGAUAGCAAAAGACAUGGAGAAGAGAAACGAGGCCUUGAGACUGACCGGGAGAAAAGAUGACAGCUUCUGAUUUCAAAUUAUUUUACUGAACUUCAGAGUAGAUUUUUUAGCACAUUCUUGAUACAAAGCGUCAAAAUUCAAACCCAGUACGCGGUCGAGAUAUUUCAGUGUUAAGUUGAUUAUUUAUUUUCUAAAAUAAAAUUGGUUGUAUUUGUUCGUAGACUAUCGGGUGUAUGUAUGUAAUAUAUUUUCAUGAAAAUGCUAACCUAGGAGUGUUUCGUAGAACUGACCCUUCCUGUUAAAAACUUUUGAUUUGUUUACUUCAAAAGCAGAAGUACAGUUUGAAGAUUGUUUGUCUCGUUCACUGCUAUGCAAGCAUAGAACGUGAGUUUUGUUGUGGAAGUUUUGUAAUGUAAGGUAGAUUCGUAUUUUUAUCCUAUUUUGCAUCCGUGUGUAAAAUAUAAAUUCCAAAUGUAUGUAGCUGUACAGUUUUGAUGACAAAACGCCAACUUGAGAGGAAAUAAAAUGCGGGUUGUUUUCUA